AUGAUCAGUAAUGGAGAUCCGGUCUUGAAUGCCUCUUCACCUACCAAAGACGAGCCCGCCACCGCCACCGCUGCAACCGCUGCCACCACUACCACCACCGCUCCCACUGCUCCCACCGCUGCUACUACGGCAAGGACAGCUCCAGACACCUGCCCACACAGCCCACACGCGCCGCGCGAGAUAGCUCCUCCUGCAAGCAAAGCAGCCACGUCGCCGCCUGCACCAGCCGAAACCACCCAACCGCCUCAGCCGAAUGGCGCCGAGGGCAACGAUGAAGACGCAGAGGGCGAGUCCGAGGCCGAGACGGUGGUGCUGUCGCGAGACGAACCAUCGCCAGAGAAAAAGGUGAUCAAGACGGAGCGCAUCGAUGACGACGACGACGACGACGCAUCACGCCUCCGCUCCAUCAAAGAAGAGUCACAGCCGCACUCACCGCCGCACAACCACCAGGGCGGCUCCAGCAACGGUGCCGAUGCAAAGACAAACGGCGACAAGCUCAACACCGACCGCACUGCAAAGAGCCUCGUCCCGAAUGCAUCCCAAAACACCAAAGACGCAAGCCUCAUCGAGCCGACCAAGUCUCCUGUCCAGGCUGCCCACUCUCCUCCACAGACCACCACGCGCGGCCGCAGUGCAUCCACCGUCGAAAACCGUAAACGCAAGCUGCGCGACGAGUCCUUUCCCAAGUCGAUUGAGCCUCCACGGCAAAAGGCCAAGACAGAGGCUUUGAAAGAUCCGCGACUGCCUAAUUCGCCAGCAACACCUGGGUUUGGCCGUGCCCACAAGCGAUCGCAGUCGACACAGUCGACAGCCACUGGCUUUGCGAGUCGCAAGCGACGCGACGCGACCCAUCUUGCAGUGUCAACCGCCGAACCCGAGCGCUGGUCUGGUUCUAGUUCAGAACACUCCAUGUCACCCCAGGCCGCUGUUGCGCCCCACCUUCUCCAACAGGCUCGUGUGAAACGCUCUUCGCAUCGUGCGGUCACAUCCCCUGCCCGUACUAUGAUCCACAGGAAAACCGACCGAUUUGGCGCAACCCGACUGGCUCGAGAAAGCGAAAAGGGCGAUUUGGCGGCGGUCAAGGAAGCGUAUGAAGAAGCUGCUGAUGAGCUGAAUCAGGUCGACUACGCUGGCAUUGCUCCAUUGCAGAAAGCUUCCCUACAUGGAUGGGCCGAGGUAGUCGAGUUUCUGAUCAGCAAAGGAUGCCGUACCGACUGUGAGAGCCAUGACCGUGACACACCACUGAUAGAUGCCGUGGAGAAUGGGCAUCUGGAAGUGGUCAAGCUGCUUCUCAACUACGGUCACGUCAACCCGCAUCACCAGAACAAAAAGGGCCAGCGCGCGAUUGAUGUGCUAGAUCAUGAAGAUGAAGAUGCCGAAGAGAUUGAAAGGGUCCUGCGCGAAGCGAUGAAGAAACAGGUGGAUACAUCCAGCAACAAGGACGACGAGCGUUCGCAGAAGCAAUCCAAGACCGCCUCUCGACUGCUUUACAACGAGUUCAAUGUCGAGACUUUGAUCGAAAAAGCGGGCGAUGGUGAUAUUCUGGCAGUGGGAGAGCUCAUCAAUAGCAACAUCAAGCCAAAUAUUGCUUGUGGCGUUGCUGCAGCAAGAGGUGGACACUAUGAUAUUCUUAGCAUUCUUCUGGCCAGCGGCUUGAAAGCAGAUCCUGAUCCGUCAAAGCACCCAGAAACGCCCAUGACGGCAGCCAUUGGUCGCGGACACAUUGAAAUCAUCAAGUUACUUCUCGAACAGGACAACUUUGAUCCCACGCGGCGAAACAAGGAAAACAAGACGUACUAUGAAAUCUCGGAAGAACGAACAGGUCCAAAAUGGGAGCACGAACGGGAUAUUCUAAAGCGCGCCUACGACGAAUACAAAGCUUUGCACAGGAGCCCUCGCAGAACCAAGAAGGAAGCUCCAAACCCGUCGACUGGGCGCACAAAGAGGAAAUCCUCACCUCGAAGGGACCGAUCGUCUUCGCCUCGACCCGAGUCGAAACGCGCCCAUUCUACAAAAUCUGCAAGUGCACCGGGCCAACCGCAAAAGGCGCGGAGGCUGAUGUCUGGAAAAGAGAAGGCCAGUCGCGAGGGUCAAAGGAAGAAGCGCGUAGUGGAUGACGAUUCAUCAGAAGAGGAAAGCGAAGAAGACGUACGGCCACCGACUCGAAAAGUGAACCCGCGGUCCCACAGCGAAGGGGAAGAAGCGAAACCUGUCAGGAAGGCGCUGAAAGUUCGUUCUGAUGACAACGAGACCAAACGCUUGGACCAUGUUCGUUCUGACGAUAGUGAUGAGGACCAUGGUACGAAGCAAGCAGCUAAAAUCCACGCAAAGCCCAUAAAAACUCACAGCGCGAAACCUACGCCUGACUUGGAUUCUCCCGACGAGCGAAAACCCGUCAAGACGAAAAUCAAGUACAAAACGAUGGAGGACAAAGUUCGGAAGCGACGCUUUUCAGAUGUUUCUACGGACAAUGCCAGCGUCAAGAAGACACCCACUGCUUCUGCCAAAUCUACUCCCGCGCCGUCGGACAGGACUGCGACACCUGAGGCUGAACGCGCGCGGAGACAGGAAGACCAGCGUCUGCAAGCUGAAGCGAAGCGCAAGGCUGCUGAAGUAGCCGCUGAAGCCGAAGCUCGCAGGCAAGAAGAGGAGGAAGCAGCUCGCAAGGCUGCAGAGGAAGAGGCCGCAAGGAAGAGGGCUGAAGCAGCGGCCGAAGCGCAAAGGCAAGCAGAAGAAGCAGAAGCUAAACGCAAGCGCGAAGCCGAGGAAGCCAGACGCCAAGCCGAGGAAGAAUUCCAGCGACAACGAGAUCUCGCUGCCCGUAGAGAUCGCGUCUCGAAACUUCCCAAAGCAUUGCGGCGAGCCUGCGAACUGGGCAACGACAGACCCCUCCACUUCUCCGGCGAAGAACUCGGUGUCUCUGCAGUCUUUCUUCCACUUUUCUACGCAACUUCGCAGGAUCUACAUGACCCUCGAGCCCUACCCGACAAGACUUACAUCUGUUCCUUCCAACUCGUUGGCAUCCUUGGUCUUCCUGAACUCGAUCUCGCACACCUCGAAUCGCCUUACUGCGACUGGUCUCGUAUACCCGUAACACGCAAUCAGCGCGACUGUCUCCUUCGGCAAUAUGACGUUGCGCUACUCGCCCAAGACUUCCGUUUCCCCAUGGAAGGCACACCAGACUUUGACUACGCCAAGAUCCAAGACAGCAUCAAAGAAGCCAAACAGCAGUUCUCCGCCAUGGAGGGCCUGUACUGGAUCGAAGAAUCGGUGCUGUAUCCCGAGGCCGAGAAGGUGGACGCACUGAGACCGCUACUGGAGGACAUGAGACACGAGAGCAAGAGGAGGCGGAUCCAUCUGGCCCAUGUUACAGAGGGCAGGAUGGAGAAGCCGCAGAAGCCGAGGAAGAGCUUCAUGGACAUUGUGCUUGCGCAGAAUGGGAAUUCCAUGUGUGGUAGUGUGCAUUCUGCCGCCACGACAGUAAACGGUAGUGGCUGA
Plenodomus lingam JN3 is the source of this 3498-nucleotide messenger RNA. RefSeq lists its product as uncharacterized. NCBI's taxonomy places the organism in Eukaryota, Fungi, Ascomycota, Dothideomycetes, Pleosporales, Leptosphaeriaceae. Gene Ontology annotation, molecular function: ubiquitin-protein transferase activity; protein binding. Gene Ontology annotation, cellular component: BRCA1-BARD1 complex; BRCA1-A complex. The record is from RefSeq and is a predicted model, not a curated record. Gene Ontology annotation, biological process: protein K6-linked ubiquitination.